Molecule: messenger RNA, 561 nt
Organism: Blepharisma stoltei
Lineage: Eukaryota; Ciliophora; Heterotrichea; Heterotrichida; Blepharismidae
Source: the annotation of a GenBank genome assembly
AUGGAUUUUAAUCCUAGCAAUAUUGAAGCUCUCAAAGACCUUUUAUGCGGUGACGAAGACGAGCAAAGCCCAUACUCUAACUUUUCAUCAGGAAGCGCAUUAAAUCCCGGCGUCAUUGGAGGCGGCCAAAAAGAAAUGGCUCCUCCCAAUGCAAAAAUCGAAGCCAAAGUGAAUAGACCUUCCAAAAAUGACAUCUGGCAAGCUGAAGAAGUAAAUAAUGUGCAAGCUGAAAAAAGUGACGACAGACCUGAGCCUGAAUACGAAAUCCUUUAUCAACAAAGAGUAGGCACCGAAGACGUUUACCUUGGGCUCAGCGAUUUAGAUACUUCUUCUCGGCAAUGCCAAGAUUUAAUUUUAAAAAUAAAACUCCCCAAUACCAGAUUCAAAGAUAUUGGCUUAGAUGUGGAUCCUCAGACAGUCAGACUUCAAGCACCUAAUUACAAAUUAACAUUGCCGCUUCCACAUGCUGUUUUAGACAAGCAAGGGAGUGCAAAAUGGGAAACAAACAAAGACCUGCUAACUGUGAAUUUGCCAAUAGACAAAAAUGAUAUCCCAUUAUAG